GUUUUUGAAAUAAAAGGAGAAAUGAGGAUUCUUUAAGAAAAAAUUCGUUUUUAUACUAUUCCAAAACGGCGCCGUUUAAUCAGGGGUUUUUAGCGCUAAAACGGCGCCGUUCUGCUCGACCCGUGCGCCACCCGACCCGUUUGCUACGAGGAUCCGCGUGUUUUGUGACUAGGGCUUUGGAUAAGUGUCGCGAGUCUCCUCCUGCUGACUGGCCUGCAGCUGCAUAUGUACUCAUUGGUCGUGAGGAUUUGGCUUUGUCCUGUUUGGCACGUUCAUGCAAAUUUAAGGAACUGGAAACACAAACAAAUAUGAAUUUGGUCUCUAUGUCUACACCUUACAUGCUACAUUUGCAUCCUGUGACAAUUCCUUCAACAAUAUCUGAUAAUGUUGGUCUGGAAAGCACCAAGUUCGAGGAUACAGAUUCCAUUGAUGGAACAAUGACAGAUGGCAUGGAGAACAUAUUCAGCUCUUGCACCCAGUUGAGAUAUGUUCGAGAUCUAAGAUUAAAUGAGGUUAGGCGCCUUCUAUGCUCUGCAAGACCUGUGGCUAUCCAAACAUCUGCCAAUCCAAGUGCCUCUGAUCGGGAUCUCCAACAGGCUCAACUGUGGCAGCUUGCACAAAGGCCUACUGCUCGUCCUCUUGGCCGUGGGGCAUUUACUUUAGCAACCAUAUAUACUCUAUUUUCGGAGGCCUUUACUCUCCCAAAGCUUGUUUUAGCAGGGCGGUUGCCAGGCCACUGUAGGUUAAUCUUGAUCCAAGCAUAAGGAACAGUCAAGAACUCAAAUCAUGGCCUGAGUUCCACAAUGCCGUUGCUGCCGGGUUAAGAUUGGCCCCACUUCAGGGAAAAGUGUCAAGAACAUGGAUAAUAUAUAACAGGCCUGAAGAACCUAAUGCAGUUCAUACUGGACUUCUCCUUGCUCUGGGAUUACAUGGGUUUCUGCGUGUUUUAACCAUUACGGACACAUACCAGUACUUUUCACAG
Gossypium raimondii (Peruvian cotton) is the source of this 982-nucleotide messenger RNA. Its product is annotated as anaphase-promoting complex subunit 1-like. Gene Ontology annotation, biological process: metaphase/anaphase transition of mitotic cell cycle; protein K11-linked ubiquitination; anaphase-promoting complex-dependent catabolic process. NCBI's taxonomy places the organism in Eukaryota, Viridiplantae, Streptophyta, Magnoliopsida, Malvales, Malvaceae. Gene Ontology annotation, molecular function: molecular adaptor activity. The record is from RefSeq and is a predicted model, not a curated record. The transcript is spliced from 7 exons. Bases 309 to 764 code for a protein of 151 amino acids. Gene Ontology annotation, cellular component: anaphase-promoting complex.